CGGGACCAACUUACACCUUUUCUCGUACAAGUAUUGUGGGUGGCAUUCUGCUUCCCCAGAGUUAACAAUUGUGCAGCCUUCAACAUACACACGCAAUAUAGCAGUAUUAAAGGCUGCAUCUCCAACGUGCUUUAACGACUCGCAAUCUCGAUCCUGCAUGUAGCGUCUCACUUCUCGGUGUACAUGGCUGGUGUACAUGGCUGGUGUACAUCUCAGUCAAAAUUGGUCGAACGCGUACAGUGCAGCUUACCUAUAUGGAGCCUCUUCGUGGCAUUCAUCAUCAGGACCAAACAGGAGUAUAGGAGCGCAUAAAAACGCGUGUGUCCCUGUGCACGGUGGAGAUUGUGGUUGCCUAAGAAAAUGAUCCGAGUCGUCGUCUUCCAAGUUUCCACUGCAGAAGCAGGAUCACGGCGGGCGCUACCAAGUUGAGGCAGCUUUUAAUGUCGCGGCGAGCGGAUGGAAUCUCCAGGCAAAUGGUGUCAGCGUCACUGGCUCUGGCACUCCAGCAAUUAAUAACGGGAGGAGCGACACGGGGAUAGCAGAUCCGCCGCAUGGACACCAUUAGGCAAUAUAUUUCCACGCAGUGCGCUACAGCUUGUUGAACCAGUCUUUCUCUGGUGGUGGCGAUAGAAUUGUCCUCAGUGAUGAGGAUGAUAUAGAAUGAUUAGGAGAUUCACCUGUGCCGCAGCUCACGCUUACUGCAGCCCAAGAUGCCUAACAGUUCGAGUUUGCCAGCGUCGGGCAUCGGCAACUCGCAUGCACAUGGCACCGCCAGUCAACCUCCGUCUAGGGAGCCGCUUCAGCCACACGUCCCCGUCCCCCUCGCCCCAACGUCGGCCGCGGCUCUAGAAUCUCAAUCCUUGCCAACAUCAACAACAACAGUCGUGCCCUUGCAAGCUCAAACUCAAAUCGCCGCGCCCUCUCCUGUGCGUCCGUCGCCAUCCCGACUCGGCCCUCGUGCCCCCAAAAGCGAAGGGCAGCGUCUCGAAGGAGGCCGCCUGCCUCUCGUCAUGGAGCACGAAGAAAUGCCUAACCACCGCCCGAGCGGCGGCUCUUCCUCAGGUUCGGACGAAGACAACACUCCCUCAGCGACCUACGCCUAUCCUUCUUCCUCGAGCUACGAUGGCCCUGAUGGUGCUAUCACAUAUACCCCUACCUCCUCCGUGUCAGCCUAUACUCCCUCCACCGGUUUCUCCUCCGGCCCUUCCUCCUGGAACUCCUACGGGCCACGACCCAGAGGCGGCAGUGGAGGAUCGCAGCCUGCAAGCAUGGACCGCACUUUUUCCACCGAUCCUACCGCGACUCAGUCAGAAGUACGUGGAGGACGCCCCGGUGCUCCGUUGCGGACGCCUUCGAACACUUAUGCGCCGCCCAGAAGACCUCCUCAGUUCCUGUCCAUCAACUCCAAGCGCAUGCACUCUUCCAAUCAGUCGCGUAGCUCUAGAAGAGACCCCAAUGCACAAUACAAAGCACAAGAGAAGGCCUACGUUCAGCGAGUGCGGCAACAGCCACAAGAUUGGCUUGAAGGGGAUCCACGUACGCCGAGCAUCGGGUUCAGCACCGAUGAUGAGACCGACGACGAAUCUCCUUCCGCUGAGCACCAGUUCGAUGACCCCUAUGACCCGGAGACUUUGAUGUUCCUGGGCCAUGAGGAUAACUUCCAGCCGUCGGAGGAGGAGUUGCAGAAUCCCCAGAACAGGGAACGGCUGGAAUGGCACUCAAUGCUAGCUUCGGUCCUGAAGGGUGAUGUCGUCAAGCAAGAAAAACAAAGACUGAUCGGGACAACGGAACAAAUGUCCAGAUCCGAGAUUGGUUCCGAAAUUUGGAUCGGUGCCAGAGCGAAAUACUACGGCCGGCCCUUACAGAUGCAGAGAAAGCUCAUCGAGGAGGGGCGUGCCGGUCUGGGGCCUAUCAUCGAAAGCCUCAUCGCCUUUGAGAUCAAAGGUGAAACUGUGGUGGGAAAGUCACCCUUGGAACAAGUUCAGGAGGCAGUGGCGAAUAUCGAAAAGAUCGAAUGGCUAUAUUCUUCUAGGAGAGAAUUGGAAGCGGCACAACCCCGUGCUGCCUCUGACGCAUUUCGAGAGAGUUGCGAUGCCAUCGUGUCCUGGCAUAACAUCACCCAACUGAUCAAUACCGAGCUUGCCGUUCUUCAAGCUUGGGUUGGUAACCCGGAGCUGGAUUUUACCAAACAAAAACGUCGGUCAAGCGACCAUGGAGACUUGUCCGAUGACUCCUCGUUCAUUGAUAGAAUCCUGAAGGAGGAUGGCUUGAAGUCUUUGCAAGGCGACAAGAGCAUGUUCAAUGGAAUUGGCGAAGUCAUCACCAAGGCCAAAAGUACCCUCAUUGAGAAUGCUGAAGCAUUUGCUGCCCGCCAUCUUCCUCCAUACAUUGAGGAACUCCUGACUCUCAUCAACUUUCCCUCCCGGCUGAUUCAAGAGAUUAUCCGUAUGCGCUUGUCGUACGCGAGAAAAAUGAAAGAAUCCGCACAGCAAUCUGUCAUGAUUAUCGAUCAGAUGAUUGCACAGUUUCAGAUCCUUAUGAAUCUUGCCUGCCUUAUCAAGCGCCAAUACCUUGCAAUCUCGCACCCAGAGCCUGGUUGGGACCUGCCUCCCUGUAUCGACGAAAAUUUUGACUCGGUCAUUGUCGAAGCACUCAAGUUCUAUUUCAAGAUGCUCAACUGGAAGUUGGGUGCGAACAAGAACACCUUCCGAGAAGCCGAAAUCCUCGAACAGGAAUGGGGCUUCUCCAAUGAAAUAGGACGUCAACUGGAAGGAGGAGACAUUGAAGUGGCAGAACAAUUCAGCUCCUUGACAGCCAAAUCUCUGUUGCGGUUGACCGCGUCCUUCGAACGCGAGCUCAGGUCCAAACCUGAAGAGAGCCCUCAGGAAAUGGAGAAGCGGUACAAGACAAUCUUAGAUUCGGUCCGUGUCCGGCAGAGAAAGCUUUUCCGCUUUUCACGUAUCCUGAGGCAACGCUUUGAGAACGCCACAGAGUUCAACCUGUCCAUGGACGCCGAGCAAAUGCGAGAGUUCACCGAAUCACUCAUUCUAUCCGGCCAUUUCCUGGUGGAGAUGGGUGCCAACAGUCCUAAGGGUGUGCAAUUUGUCGCAUCGCCCUCCUUAUGGAACAGGCCAAAAGAGAUCCAGUCGAUCUUGGGCACUUCGUUCCAUGCCGAUGACGCCCCUGAGGAUCCCUCGAAUCCAUAUAUCCUCAUAAUCAGGCCCGAAGACGAAAUGCCGUGGGAGGGCCCAAGGAUGGAUGUCAAUGUCCUAGAAUUGCCUAAUGAUGUUAGGUUGGGACGUCUACGUCUCGUAGCUGAUGGAUCAUCUCUCCGCCUGCAAGGUGCACGGAUGGAAUUUGCCAAUGCUGUGGGACGAGAGCUAGAUGUUGUUAUCGAGCAGAGAGCAAAUCUCUCCCGCGUCAAUCUGGAGUUGGGCAAGAUCAAAAAGACGACCUUCAAGCUCUCAAACACAAUCAUGGAGAGUGUCGAGGUCAUUCGCUCCCAAAAUGGUGGCAUCGCAAGUCCGGAGCUGGUCCAGUCUUGCUUCGCUUUCGCCACUGAGUUCGGGAAACGAUCGCUCACUUACAUGGAUCCCAACCGCCGAAUGAUGAAUAACCUCAAAUUGACGAGGUUAGCUCUCGACUGGGUAAGCUUCAUUUGCGAUGACUGCGAUGCUGCUGAUCGAAGAACUUUCAAAUGGGCGGUCGUCGCGCUAGAAUUUGCCAUGGCCAUGACUCGUGGCCGGAACAUCCUAGAUAUUGGCGAGGAAGACUACAAGCGCAUCAGAGUUAAAGUUGCCGGCUGCAUGUCUGUUCUAAUCUCCCAUUUUGACAUCAUGGGAGCUCGCUCCACCCUAGCGGCGCAGCAGGAGAAGUCGCGAAUGGAGGCGUUGAGCGGCAUGAACAAACGUCUUGAUUUCAACAAGCUGAGAAAUGACGAAGACUGUCGGAGGGAGAUGUCUGAACAGAGAUUGGCGCAACUCAAUGCUCUGGACCAGGCUCGCGAAGAGAGGGGCACCUCCAAGACCACCCUUGGCCGAGUGCUGGAAGGAUCGAACGAAGCAGAUCGAUCACUCACUUUCUUAUCUUCUUCGGCGACGAACAUCACCAUGAGAUGGCAACAAGGCCAGUUUGUGGGAGGAGGAACUUUCGGCUCUGUUUACGCUGCCCUGAAUCUCGACACAGGAACUCUGAUGGCGGUCAAGGAGAUUCGCCUUCAGGAUCCGCAACUCAUCCCGACCAUCGUCAAGCAGAUUGGCGACGAGAUGGGCGUACUGGCAGUUCUCGACCAUCCUAAUAUUGUGUCCUACUACGGCAUUGAAGUCCACCGAGACAAGGUCUACAUAUUCAUGGAAUACUGCUCUGGAGGUUCAGUCGCCGGUCUUCUGGAGCACGGCCGCAUUGAGGACGAAACGGUCAUCAUGGUCUACGCGCUUCAGAUGUUGGAAGGAUUAGCCUAUUUGCACCAAGCACACAUUGUUCAUCGAGACAUCAAGCCAGAGAAUGUCCUGCUUGAUCAUAACGGUGUGAUCAAAUACGUGGAUUUCGGCGCUGCGAAAAUCAUUGCUCGACAGGGUCAAACCAUGAUGGGGCAGGAGCCCGUACAGCGGGUUAAUGGUGAAGCCGGUCAUCUGCCAAACAAUGCCGCCGUUGCGCGCCAGCCACAGAAGACCAUGACUGGAACGCCCAUGUAUAUGUCUCCCGAAGUGAUACGGGGAGACUCGACUGCAACGUCACGCUUUUCUGGUGCGGCAGACAUCUGGUCCCUGGGAUGUGUCAUUCUGGAAAUGGCUACGGGCCGCCGGCCGUGGUCAACGUUGGACAAUGAGUGGGCAAUCAUGUACAACAUCGCCCAGGGCAAUCCCCCACAAUUGCCAACUGAGGAUCAGCUCAGUCCGAUGGGUAUUGAUUUUCUCAAAAAAUGUUUUGAGCGGGAUCCGGCCAAACGGAGUACAGCCGCGGAGUUGCUGCAGCAUCCUUGGAUCGUCGAAAUCAGACGGCUAGUAGUGGAUGACCCUGAUGCUCAGACACCGAGGAGCGAUACCAGUACCUCUAGUGGAGGCGCACCUCUUCCAUUUCGCCAGAAUUCAGCCUCGUCAUGAGGUCUUUGGAUGGGACAGUAAUGCUAUUUUGUUUUGUGAUGGCGUUUAGCGGGAGUUGCUUGCAUCGCGGAGGUGGGAUUGUCUGGCAGAAGAACUAUUGUUAAAACACUGAAAUGGAGAAUACCUACAAUAAUUGUACUCGUCUGUAGAUGUUUCCCUAGGCAGUCUCCAAGUGAUCGCUCGAUGGUGUGGAACAUGCCUAAGUAUUGAACGCGAUCGCUCGUGCUAGACAGGAAUAUAUCUACUGAUCCCCCCACUGGGUAGGUGGCAAGGAUGAG
This is a messenger RNA of Exophiala dermatitidis NIH/UT8656, 5380 nucleotides long. Its product is annotated as mitogen-activated protein kinase kinase kinase. Lineage: Eukaryota; Fungi; Ascomycota; Eurotiomycetes; Chaetothyriales; Herpotrichiellaceae. Gene Ontology annotation, cellular component: cytoplasm. Gene Ontology annotation, biological process: protein phosphorylation; stress-activated MAPK cascade. The record is from RefSeq and is a predicted model, not a curated record. Gene Ontology annotation, molecular function: ATP binding; MAP kinase kinase kinase activity. Bases 711 to 5102 code for a protein of 1463 amino acids. The transcript has a single exon.